UGUAAAGCCUCGAUGCUGUCACGCAGGUUAACAUUGUUUUUGCUGUGAACGCCUCACAUUUGUUAUUCUUUCUUAGAAAUGAAGUUGAGAAGCACAAGUGAAAUGAAACCCACAGAUGAAAAAAAAUCACCUCCCAAAAUAUUAAGCCGGCGAGUAAAUGCGGAAAACUUUCCAGCUAGAAGGAUCCCCAAUAAUGCCUUAAAACGCACUCUGGAAAUUGCAACUAGUUCCGUGGAUGGUUUUUGGCUAAAUAAAAACACAUCGUGUGCUCCUCCAGUUAGUUACGAGUUAUACAGUGGAGUAAAACGCUCAAUUACUUCUCAAAAACUACGACUAGCUCGGAGUUGCCUAAUGCAACGGGAUUAUAAGAAUUUGGCCAAGAUAUUGGCAUCCAAUCACUCCGGAGAUUCUAUGCUGAAAAAGGUCUCGUUUACAGUAUUCAUGGAAUAUGCCGGUAUAGUUCAGAAAUGCCCAAAACCGAAAACGAAGCCCGAUAUUGAACCGAUUCCUCCAGAAAGUGCCAUGUCAGAGGCGGAAAUAUGACUUUUUAAUCCUAAAAUAAGUCGCUAACUAACUAAUAAGUUACGUACCAUAAAAAAUUCAAAACAUUUUCAAUUAUUUUUGGUAAAAACACAACCUUAUAUAUGUGUAUAUGUAAUAAGCGUUAUGUUCUUCCUUUUAUUUGACUUAAGUAUAAUAUCAAUAUGUUUUAAGGUUUUGCUAAAUAAAUACUGAAACGUGUAUACAAAAUGUGUGAAAAGAAA
Molecule: messenger RNA, 764 nt
Organism: Drosophila ficusphila
Lineage: Eukaryota; Metazoa; Arthropoda; Insecta; Diptera; Drosophilidae
Exons: 2
Coding region: 79-543 (154 amino acids)
Source: RefSeq, a predicted model, not a curated record